Messenger RNA from Blepharisma stoltei, 1464 nucleotides. NCBI's taxonomy places the organism in Eukaryota, Ciliophora, Heterotrichea, Heterotrichida, Blepharismidae. The record is from the annotation of a GenBank genome assembly.
AUGUUAAGACAACUGCCAUACAGAUUUCACCCAUCCACAAAGACUCACAGCCUAAUUCAAAAAGCUUUAAAUUCUACCUUUUAUUUAGUCCAAGAGCUUGGCCCUACCUCUUUUUUACUAAAAGAUGACAAUAAAAUAUCCUACCGAGUGAGUAUUGGGAGUACAGUUCAAUGCUCUUGCAGAAAAACCUCACCAGACCAUUGUAUUCAUACUCUCUAUGUUCUUCUUAAAAUUUUCAAACUCAAUCCUUAUAAUCCACUUCUAUGGCAACUCAGUUUCAUCGACUCAGAAAUCAAUUGGAUUCUAAAUAACAGACAAUGUAUUAGUUUUGACUCAAUUGAAGAAACGUGAAGUAAAGCUAAAGAAAUAUCUAAACGAGUAAAAUUAAACACUGAAUGCUGCUCAAUUUGCCAAGAAGAAAUGAAAUCCGCUGAUGAUCUUGUAUAUUGCAAGAAUGGCUGUGGGCACAAUUUUCAUAUAAAAUGUAUGAAAAUAUGGGCAGACCACAAAAUAUCGAAUGAUGAAAUAGUUACUUGCCCUAUGUGUAGAGCUGAAUGGAAGCUUGCGACUUUACAAAAGCCUGACCCACUUCCAAUCUCAGAGUUAAAGCAAAAAAUUAAGCAUAAUCCUGAUUCAUGAUGUGAAGGCUGUGGAAAAUGCCCAAUUCGAAAUGAAAAGUUUAAGUGUUUGGCUUGCCCCGAGAUUUAUUUAUGCUUGCGAUGCUUCUAUAUAGAGCAUAUAGAUCAUCCAAUGUUGAGAAAGCGGUCAUAUAAGCAUAGGUGAGAGCCUGCGUUUCGGCCUGGAGAAAAAGAAUGUGACCUUGAAACAUAUAUUAUGAAAGCUGUUCCUAGUGCUGAAGGCUGAGAGUGUAUAAUUUGUAAAGAUAGAGCAGAGUGUGAUUGAAAGAUAUUUUUGUGUGGCCACACAGCACAUGAAUGCUGUUUAAUCAUAAAUUUAAGAAAUCAUCAAUAUCUCUGUCCUGAAGAUGACUCAUUGAUUCUGUCUGGGCUAGAUAUUGAAUAUUAUAAGCCGAAGAAAAAUAGAGAAAACUGUAGUGUUAGAAAUAAUAAAAGAAAUAGAGGUGAUAGUGUCCCGACAACUAGGAAAAUUUUCAGAAAUCCUCCCACAACCUGAAAUCGAUCUAGAAGGAUAGAUGAGAGUUUUCAGCUUCCUUCUUUGAUUAUUACCAAAUUUGAAAGAGACCUUAACGCAUUGAAUUUAAGUUCAUUAUAGCUCAUGCACCUUAAUAGAUCUCGAUAACCCAGCAGAAUACCAACCAGAAAAAUUAUGGUACAUGGCGCCUGCCUUAUACAGUAUAAGUCUGGCUAGGCACCUUAAAACCAUAAAAGGAGAUUUGCCAUUUUCGUUUUUACUUUUCAAAAAAGCUGACAAGUACAAAUUAAUUUUGGAAAUUAAAAUGGAUGACCAAUAAUGAUCUAAAAUAUUUCAGGGGCUAUAAUAUAA